UGUGGGAUAUUGAAGUAGAAUUUACUAAGUAUAAUAUGAACUUAAAACUCUUCGAUGAUAAAGAAAUACGACCAGUAGUAAAUUGUGACUGUUUACCUAGUUGUACCGACUUAACUUACAGUGUGGAAGCUUCCCAAAGUAAUUUGACACCUAGACUUUAUCGUUUUAAGAUGGAUCAAGAUAAUUACGUGUAUUCUGUUCUAAGUUUUUACUUCAGGAGGAAUCACAUAGAGACGAAAGAAAGGAAUGAACUUUAUGGAUUUUCAGAUUUUAUUUCUAAUUUUGGUGGACUCCUGGGUUUAUUCACUGGAUUUUCUAUACUUUCUUUUAUAGAAAUCAUAUAUUUCUUAUCCUUGAGGAUUUGGGGUAAUAUUAAAAUAUACCGGAACUGGAGUGGCAGAAAUGAGUAUGAGAUUUCUAACCCAGUCUAA
Molecule: messenger RNA, 431 nt
Organism: Anoplophora glabripennis (Asian longhorned beetle)
Lineage: Eukaryota; Metazoa; Arthropoda; Insecta; Coleoptera; Cerambycidae
Product: pickpocket protein 28-like
Exons: 3
Coding region: 36-431 (131 amino acids)
Biological process (GO): sodium ion transmembrane transport
Cellular component (GO): membrane
Molecular function (GO): ligand-gated sodium channel activity
Source: RefSeq, a predicted model, not a curated record